AUGCUUAUAUUAUAACCAAUCUCAUAAUUUCUCUUUCAAACACUAAUUCAACAUAAAAGAUUGAAAACCUAUCAUAAUACUUUAAAUUAAUAUUAUGAAUUGUUGAUUAUUGAAGAUUUCUUUGAUUUAAUUUAAGCAACUUAAAAAAGUAAAAAAAGAAUCAUUGAAUUAAUUUAAAAGUUUAGUUUACAUUUGAAUCGUUGUUAAUCUCUUAAAUGUUAAUGUAAGAAAAUUGGUGUUGGAGGUGUCUUAAGAUAAGAAGAUGCUGUCAUUUUAACAUCCUGUUUGUUUAGAAUUGGAUUUGAAAAACAUAGAAAUGAUACAAAAAAUCUAGAAAUUUACAGUCUUAAAUUUCUUACAUUUAUUAAUAAAUACAGAAAUAAUGCUCCAAAGAGUUAUUAAGAAUUGAAGAUUUUAUUUUAAAAAAAAAGAGAAUAUUCAUUUUAUUUCAUAUAAAUUUCACUAUUAUUAUAGUUUAUUCUAUAGGCUUAAAUGUAAAAGGAUGAAGAUUAUAACAUUAAUAAAGAUACAAGAGUAUCUAAUGUUAAAUUAUAAGUAAGUAAAAGCGAAAGAAGUAUAGUAUAAACUCUAUAUCAAAUGGAAUAAAUUAAAUAGAAUUUAUUGCCAUUAUUAAUGUAGCUUAGUUAAUUUAAAAUAUAAUUUUGGAAACAAUAUUUAGCAUCUAAAUUUUCUAAUUUCUCUGAAAUUGAAAUUGAAGUCAAAAAAUUAUAACUUUUAAAAAAUAAAAUUUAAAAUUAAAUAAAAAAAUAUAAACCAAUUUUUUAUACUCAUGGAAGAACAUUUAAUGUUCAGUUUUUAAAGUAUAAUGCUUUGAUUGAUUUACUUUUAUUUAAUAAUGUUAGGAAAUAUUUUGAAUUAGAGAGAGGUAAUAAAUAAAUAUUAUAUAUUCUUUAGAAAGAAGAGAAAUUUUAUAAUUGGAAAAGAGUAUGAACUCAUUUGAAAUUACAAAUAUUAACUUUUUUAAAGGUGAAGCUAUAUCUGUAAAAGUUUGUAUAGCAUAAGGUCCAAACAUAGGAAAAGUCUUAAAUGAAGUUAUAUCUCCAUUGAUUCCAAAAUUUUUUGGUUUUCAUCGUUUUGAUAAUUCAAUGGAGGUUUUUCUUGAUUUUACAAAAGGAAAUAUAAAUACAUUGAUGCCUAGUUGGUUAGAACCAGUACAUGAUGAAAUAAUGUAAAAUUAUAUUAGAAGAGGAGGUACAGCCAGAAUAGGUAAAUAUUUUUAAACAUUUGCAAAAACAUAUGAUAAAACAUUAAUAAGAUGUUAAGUUUAUCUUGCUCAUAAUUUUAGUUAAAAUUUAAGAGAUGAUUUUACAAUGAUAGGUUGUUUAAAAUCUUUAGAAGAAGAAUAACCUUAGAUUAUACAUGGAAAAGAACCUAAGAAAAUUAAGGAUGUAGCUUUUAAAGGUGUUUAACAUAUAUUAUUUGAUGUUAAUGGAACUAUUUUGGGAGUUACUUAAGGAUUAUACUUAAUGAUUGAUAGAUUAUAAAGGACAAAAAUUACACAAAAUGUUGAACCCUUUAAACAUCAUAGUCAUGAUAAGAGUAAAUCUGAGAAUUCUUCUAUUGAAAGUGAAAGUUUUAAUGUUUAUUAGUAAUAAUGGUCAAAUCAAAUCUUAAAAAUAGAUGACUUUUAUUAAAAAGUUUUAAUUUGGAUGUUAUUACCAUUUAUAUCAAGAGAGAUUGAAUCAACUGGAAUUGAAUAUUUAAUGGAUGGAGAAACUCCUCCUAAAAAUAGAUAUCCAAAUUUAGUAGAUCUAGAAACUACUAAUAGUAUUGUAAACAAUAAAGAAACUUAUUUAUUUAUUCCUGAAGAUAUUAAUUUAUUUGUUUCAUAGUAUGAAAAAGUAUUGCAAAAAAUAAUAGAUGAUGUUCGUGUUCAAUCAAAUAAUUUUUCAUCAGGAAGUUAAUAUAAAGGAAUUAAAAGCGAAUAUUAAGAUAGUGAAAGUUUUAGUGCUUAACAGAAUGUUACUAUAUAUAAUGAAAAAUUAUGCACCUUUUUCUUUGAUUAACAUUUAAAAAGUCAUUAAGCUUUACAAUUUGGUACGACUAGAUAAUCAGAGAUGCAGAAAAGCUCUGUUAAACCAUCAUCUUAAUCAUAAGUAUCGUUACAUAGUGAGGAAGAUAAUGAAUAACUCAAAACAAGAGCUGAAAAGAUUUACUAUGAUAAAUAUACAAAAUAUGUUGAAAAAAUUACACUUUAAGAUUUUAAUCCAGUUCCUGUUUUUUAUUCAGUGAAUUAUGAAGAAUAUAGAUAUAAAAAAAAUGAUAUCGAAUAAAAAUAACAAUUUUUUGUUAUUGAAUUAGCAGUCAAUGAAUAACAAUUAUUAACUACUAUGGGCUAUAAGCGUUAAGUUAGAGAAACAAUUAAAUAGGCUUGUAUAAAUUUACAAUCAAAAAAACUCUUAAUUGAACAAUAAAUCUAAACAAUAGAUUCAAAUAGUAUUUAAGAUAAUAUAAGUGAAUAAAGAAAUGAUUAUGAUGGAGAGAUAAUUAAUUAUAUGUUUCCCUCUCAUCCAUCUCAUGAUUAUGAAGAUAUAUAUUUUCAAUCUCCUAAAAUAGAUUAAAUUUCUAAUUAACAAAAUUUAAAUGAAAAUAAAUAAUUAUUUACUAGUAGAAGCUAUGAAAAGGAUAACUAAAUUAAGUAAAGCUUAUAUACAUAGGAAUCACUAAUGAAAGCAUCUUUUAAAUUGAAAUUCCCAGAAAGGAAUCUUACAAUAAAUACUAUGAAUAGAUUUAUGGAUAAGAAAAGAUAGCAAGACUUUUUUAAUGAGACCGAUUCUAAAUUAGCUAUUGAUAGUAGAGCUUCAUAAUAAUUAAUUUAAGAAGAACAUUAAGUCAAAUAUUCUGAAAAUCUAAAAAUAUUUGAUUAAAAUUAUAAAUCAAUUCAUUCUAAAAUGGAAGACUUUAAAAAUCCUACCUCUUUUAAAAUAUAAAAAUAUCUUUUAUAUUUUGUUCUUUUUUUAAUUAUUGGAUAUAUCAUACUAUUAACUAUAGCUGUUUAUUAAUAAUAUAACUUUAAUCAAUGUUUUGAUUUAAUUGAAUUAAUGCUAUCCACAUAAUAAAGUUAUUCAUAAAUUACUCAUGGUCUCUAUCGUUUAGAAUUAGCAGAUUAAUUUAAAAUAGAUUAAAAUAUGAAAGAAUUCUAUUUGAUUCAAAUUGAUUAAAAUCUUCAAAAAUUAAUUAAUUUAUAGAGUGAAUAAUUAAUUGAUAUAAAUUAAGUUAACUUUAGUGUAAAUUAGUUUUAUAAUAUAGAAUAAUAAUUAAUUUAAAAUCCUACAUUAUAAGAAACUAUCUCAAUGAGUUUAGCAUAAUUUUAUAAAAUUAAAAACAAUACUCUAAACAAUUCUUAAGUGACGCUUAUUUCAAUUGCUAAUUUAAAAGAAAUUGGACAAUUGCCUCAAUUGGCUUAUGAUAAUUGUUAUGAUGAAAAAGUAUUACAUGAGGAAUAAGUCUAAUCUUUAUUGACGAUUUAUAUGUUAAUUAUUUUCUUUUUGGUCAUGUUAUUACAGUUUUUGUAAGUUCCUUUAAUAUCUAAACUUAAGGAUGAUCAUAGAAGAUUGUAUAAAAUUGUUAUUAAAUUGUAAGUCUAUGA
Messenger RNA from Paramecium sonneborni, 3610 nucleotides. The record is from the annotation of a GenBank genome assembly. Lineage: Eukaryota; Ciliophora; Oligohymenophorea; Peniculida; Parameciidae.